CUGCUCUCUGCUCUCUGCACCGCCUCCUCCUCGCCGCAGCUAUAAAUUCAAGGGGCCGCCAUUUCCAGUCCUCCAUGACUUGAACAAGCUAGCUAGCUAGCAGGCAACCCUCUCUCUGGUCUUCCCACUUCCACACCAGAAAGAAACCACCACCUCCUCUCCUGACUCCUGAGUAGUGAGUAAUCCAAUCAUCCACAAAAGCUUCAGCUACCCAUGGCGCCGCCGACCGAGGACUGCGGCUGGCUGCUGUACCUCUCCCUGGCCGCCAAAUGCGGCGACCCUCACCGCCUGCUCGGCUUCGCCGCGGUCUUCGUCGCCGCGUGCGUCGUCACGUCGCUCCUGCACUGGGCGUCCCCGGGCGGCCCCGCCUGGGGUUGGUACUGGUGGACGCGCCGGGCCGCCGGCCUGGGCAUCGUCCGCGCCGCGACCAUCCCGGGGCCCCGGGGCCUGCCGGUUGUCGGCAGCAUGGCGCUCAUGACCGGGCUCGCGCACCGCAAGCUCGCGGCGGCGGCCCAGGGACAGGCCAGCCGGCGCCGGCUCAUGGCGUUCUCGCUGGGCGAGACCCGGGUGGUGGUCACCGCCGACCCGGACGUCGCGAGGGAGCUGCUGGCCAGCGCCGCCUUCGCCGACCGCCCCGUCAAGGAGUCCGCGUACGGGCUCCUCUUCCACCGCGCCAUCGGCUUCGCCCCGCACGGCGCCUACUGGCGCGCGCUCCGCCGCGUCGCGUCCGCGCACCUCUUCUCGCCGCGCCAGAUCGCCGCCUCCGCCGCGCAGCGCGCCGCCAUCGCGCGCCAGAUGGUGGACGCCAUGACCACGACCACGGCCGCCGGCACCGUCGUCGUCGUGGCGCGGCGGUUCCUGAAGCGCGCGUCGCUGCACAACGUCAUGUGGUCGGUGUUCGGGCGCAGGUACGACCUGCUGGCGGCGGACACCGACGAGGCCGCGGAGCUCAAGGCGCUGGUGGACGAAGGCUACGACCUCCUCGGGCAGCUCAACUGGUCCGACCACCUCCCGUGGCUCGCCCGCUUCGACCUGCAGAGGACGCGGGCCAGGUGCUCCGCGCUCGUCCCGCGGGUGAACCGCUUCGUCGGCGCCAUCAUCGACGAGCACCGCGCGCGCCUCGGCGGAGACACCGCCGCCGUCAUGGACUUCACCGACGUCCUGCUCUCCCUCAACGGCGACGACAAGCUCUCCGACGCCGACAUGAUCGCCGUCCUCUGGGAGAUGAUCUUCCGAGGCACGGACACGGUGGCGGUGCUGAUCGAGUGGGUGCUGGCACGUCUGGUGCUGCACCAGGACGUGCAGCGCAAGGUGCACGACGAGCUGGACCGGGUGGUCGGGCCGGGCGAGGCCGUGACGGAGUCGGACACCGCCUCACUGGUGUACCUGCAGGCGGUCAUCAAGGAAGUGCUGCGCCUGCACCCGCCGGGCCCACUGCUGUCCUGGGCGCGGCUGGCCACGUCGGACGUGAACGUCGGCGGGCACCUGGUCCCCGCGGGCACCACCGCCAUGGUGAACAUGUGGGCCAUAACCCACGACGCCAGCGUGUGGCCUGAGCCGACGGAGUUCAGGCCCGAGAGGUUCGUCGCCGCCGCCGGCGGCGAGGACGUCGUCCCGAUAAUGGGUUCGGACCUCCGGCUCGCGCCGUUCGGGUCCGGCAGGCGGAGCUGCCCCGGGAAGUCGCUCGCGGUGGCCACCGUCGGGUUCUGGGUCGCCACCCUGCUGCACGAGUUCGAAUGGUUGCCGUGCGGCGGCGGCGGCGGCGUGGACCUGUCCGAAGUGCUGAGGCUGUCGUGUGAGAUGGCCGCGCCGCUGGAGGCGAGGGUGGUGCCACGUCGUCACGCGGUGUGAUGAUGACGAGGCAGCUGAGACACACGUGGACGUGGCUGGGGAGAGGGGACGGAGUGGCUAGCUUCUUCUACUACUACUACCUUACCACCUUCUAGCAGAACGUAACGUACGUGGCCCCGGACGACGAUCGAUGAGCGAGAUGCGUAAAAAAAAAAUCGCCCAAGUGCCAUGCUUUAGAGCUGAUGCUGGUGUGGACUUCCAGUAAUUUCCUGUGUAUGAUGGUAGGUGCUGGUGGAAGGACUACGUAGUAACCACCAGCCGGUUUGAUGCUUAAUUAUGUGUGUGUGUGUGUGUGUGUGUGUGUGUGUGUGUGUGUGUGUGUGUGUGUGUGUGUGUGUAAUGUAACUUACUAGCUGCUGCUGCUGCAUGUAAUAUCUGCCUGCUGUUAGUCGACUACUAGGUAGUGUAGUGUACCAGAUGAUGAGUGUGACAGUUAUCUUUUCCUUUUCAGUAAUGCGUAGCUAGCUAGAGCUAGAUGUGUAUUAUUGUGUAAUAAUAAUCCUAUGUGUGUAUAUAUCUCUCUAUAGUUUCUAUCCUAAUGCAAGCGUGCGUGUGUGUACGUACGUGUUGGUGUUA
Molecule: messenger RNA, 2427 nt
Organism: Sorghum bicolor (sorghum)
Lineage: Eukaryota; Viridiplantae; Streptophyta; Magnoliopsida; Poales; Poaceae
Product: cytochrome P450 78A9
Exons: 2
Coding region: 214-1851 (545 amino acids)
Molecular function (GO): oxidoreductase activity, acting on paired donors, with incorporation or reduction of molecular oxygen; monooxygenase activity; iron ion binding
Source: RefSeq, a predicted model, not a curated record